Dibothriocephalus latus is the source of this 366-nucleotide messenger RNA. The record is from the annotation of a GenBank genome assembly. Lineage: Eukaryota; Metazoa; Platyhelminthes; Cestoda; Diphyllobothriidea; Diphyllobothriidae.
AUGGAAACUUGGUUGUCUGAACUAGUAGAUGACAGCGAGGUAACCAUGCCUGGCUACCAACUGUUCAGAAAAGAUAGGGAGGGACGUGAAGGCGGUGGCAUAGCGACAUACGUGAAAAAUGGACUCACCAUUUUAGACAAAACGGAUAAACUGGCGCGUACUUCCGAGGCGAUCUGGCUAUCCAUUAAAGUACCAGGUGCAUCCAACCUCGAUGUCCUGACACUCUACCGACCACCGAGAAGAAGGCCCGUAGUGGAUGCCUCCUUGCUAGAGGAGCUUGAAAAGAUAACUGCAUGGUCGGAUAUCCUGAUUGUGAGGGACUUCAACGCGCCUCACAUCGACUGGGGGCGCGGCCUGCUCAUAUAG